UCACUGUUUGCGUUAUAGAUGUCAGAUGUCACUUAAUCGUUGAAGAAAAUUUAUUGUGUGAACAUUAUUUUACUGAUAAAAAUGUUAGAAUCAAGUCCAAUAAUUUCCUCGUGGUACAAGAAAUAAUUUCCCUGAUGUGAGCCGAAAAAGUGUGAUAUAUAAGCGAACAAAAUGUUUCGUAGCAGAAGUUGGUUCGGUGGAGGCUGGAACCGUCCGAAGAAUCGCCUCUCACUGGACCAUCUAAAAUACUUGUACAGUGUACUGGAACGCAAUACUACGGUGUCCGAAAGCAACCGUGGUCUAUUGGUGGAGUCCUUGCGUUGCAUAGCGGAGAUUCUGAUAUGGGGCGAUCAAAACGAUUCAUCCGUGUUCGAUUUCUUUCUUGAAAAAAACAUGCUAUCGUACUUCCUCCACAUUAUGCGACAGAAAAGUGGGGGAUCCAGUUUCGUGUGUGUUCAGCUUCUUCAAACUUUGAACAUCCUCUUCGAAAACAUUCGUAAUGAGACGUCCCUUUAUUACCUGCUGAGUAACAACUUGGUGAAUUCGAUAAUCGUUCACAAGUUCGAUUUUUCCGAUGAAGACGUAAUGGGAUAUUACAUUCUCUUUUUGAAGACGCUCAGCUUGAAACUGAACACGCAUACAAUACAUUUCUUCUACAACGAACAUACGAACGAUUUUCCUCUCUAUACGGAAGCUAUCAAGUUCUUUAAUCAUCCGGAAUCGAUGGUACGCAUUGCCGUUCGUACCAUUACACUAAACGUGUACAAAGUGCAGAAUCCAAAUAUGCUACAGUUUAUUCGGGAUAAAACGGCAGCUCCUUACUUUAGUAAUUUAGUCUGGUUCAUCGGAAAACACAUACUAGAGCUUGAUGCCUGUGUUCGGAAUGACACAGAUCACCAAUCUCAACACCGUCUAGCCAAUCUUGUAGCUGAACAUCUCGAUCACUUACACUACCUAAACGACAUUCUGUGUUUGGAUAUUCCCGAUCUUAAUGCUGUUCUCACGGAGCAUUUGUUGCACAAGUUGUUGGUACCAUUGUAUAUAUUUUCCCUGACACCUAGCCCGCCUAUCUCGAUGGCCGUUGUAACUAGGAAUCUUGCCGCCGUGCUGAACAAGGUGGUGGACAUCGAUAUCAAAGAACUGAAUAAUCCACGUGUAUCAAGCGUGGUAGCGCUGUUUCUGUUGUCUCUCGUUUUUCUUGUGAUUACGCAUCGGCCUUUGAUCAACGCGCUCACCUGGGUCAUUCUGAAUGCAGACCAUACCGUUUUUAAAGAAGGUGCUGCACAAAUUCUAAACGCCUACAUUGACAACCGAGAAGUUGUAGCGCUAGGAUUUGGUCAACCCGUCGAAAGUUUGGAAGAGGCACUGGAAAGUUCAGUUGCAUCAUCCAGCUCGUACAACUAUGAUCCCAGUGCGGAAGAUGCUAAUAGCAGUAGCAGCACAUCGACCGCCAAUGAACCUCACGCAUCGGGUAUUAUGUUUUUCAAUUCAAAGACUAGUAUGAUGAUAAUUAUUUUCUUUUUAUUUUCCGAAGACUCGCCGAGCCCACCAACCCUGUCGGAUGAAAUAGAAAAGGUGAACAUCACAGAUGAAGAAAAAGAAAAACUACUCCUCAUUGCAUAUCGAACUCCUGAAUUUAACAGACCUUUCCUGGAUAUGGUCCUUUCAUCAUUGGACUGCACAGAGAACGAUUAUUUAGCCUUACUGGCUCUAUGUUUGCUGUAUGCACUGGCAAAUAACAAAGGUGUUAAUUCAGAGUGGCUUGAGAUUGUUCUGAGCCGCUCUUCACCGAGUGGCUGCUCCAAGUAUAAUGUAAUACUCUUAGAAAAACUACUCCAGAUCAUUACUCUCUCCAAUCAACCAUCCUGUCGUAUUCGAUUAGUUACAAUCGAACUUACGUUGAAGUUGUUUUCUCAAAUUGUUGGAAUCGGCACGAGUAACAUCAACAUAUGCGAGCAGCACAAACAUUCAGUUUUUUCUGCGCGCAAUCAGAGUAUGACCGUUCUAAGGAACUUUUACAAAUCGGAGGACAUUUUUCUGGAUUUAUUUGAGGAUGAGUACAACGAAAUGGUAAAAUCCACUCUGAAUGUGGAAUUUUUAUGCAACGACUCAAAUAUUUUGCUACCACCUACUGGAACACCAUUAACCGGGAUCAGCUUCACUCGGCGAUUACCCUGUGGAGAAGUAGAAAAGGCACGUCGCGCCAUUCGUGUAUUCUUUAUGUUGCGAAGGAUGUGCCAAAGUAUUACCGGGGAGAAAGAAACUCAACUGCCACUGACAAACCUAAGCCAGUGUGUACAGGUGGAGAAUGCACUGGAUUUAAAUAACAGCGACCUAAUUGCAUGCACGGUAUUGAUGCGUGAUGGUACAAAAUAUCGUCGAUUUCUCGUGAUGGACAUUCUGCAGCUCAUCUUGGUCGAACCAGAUAGUAAACGAUUAGGAUGGGGUGUUGCCAAAUUUGUUGGAUUCUUGCAGGACGUAGAAGUUAACGGAGAUAAAGAAGACUCGAGAAGUUUGCAUCUCACUAUUCAUCGAGGUGGUGCGACAAACAAUCGAACACCAAUACUUUCGGCAAAGUUCAUGUUUGAUGAUCACAUUCGUUGCAUGGCGGCCAAACAAAGGCUCACAAAAGGUCGCAGUAAAGCGCGUCAGAAGAAAAUGUUUCAAAUUGCUCAACUCUUGGAGGUACCCGGACAAAUGAACGACGCUUCUUUUCCGGCACUCAGAGGAACUAGUGGAUCUUCUGUAUCCGGUGCAAUUUUAAGACCAGGAGCUGGACGUCAGCAGCGGGAACAUCGCCCCUUGUUUUCAACAGCAAAUCGUGUACCAGGUGUAGCAGCUGCUUUGAGAAGAGAUAGCAUGCCAUCCGGAAGCGUGAGUAGGGUACAAAUCAAUUCCAGCCGUUCCAUCGAUGGUGAUGCUACCGGAGCACGCCGUAAGAACUCCAAUCCUGCACGUCGAGAAAGCAGUCAGCCAAUCGCAGUUACCUCAGCAAAACCACGCGAUUCUUCCCAUAAUCGCUCGGGUACACCUCGGUCGCGAGAAUCAAGCCCUCGUGUUCUUAGGCCACGAUCGGAAGAAAUUCCUCUAGAGGACUUCCGCCGUUCGCAGAACUCCAGCCCUGUCUCGCGUGGUUCAUCAAACGCAGCUUCCCGCUCUCAUACACCUUCGCGUCUAAGUCUCGAACCAACCGGUGUGUUAUCCGCUGCAGGUAACAGCCAAACGAAUGUAAACACAAGUAUCAUAGUAAAGGAGCAUGCAGUUCCCACCAUUGUAACUGUUGGUAUGAAUCCUGCAACCAUCGCUAUACCCGUGGAGGUGAGUCCCACUUCGGAGGAAACUUCAUUCAUAGCUAGCGAGGAGCGUCAGAAAAAAAGAGGCGCCAUCGAAACCGUUUAACUGGGAUGGUGUUUGUACUUCAGUGUUAUUUAGUAGUUAUUUUUUUCGGGACUAUUCAAAAUUUUAAUCGUUAGUGUCUACACGAUUAUUUUUAGGUGGAAUAACAGGAUCAUAUUUAUGUUUCAUAUAAUAGUUAAAAGUUUGCUUCGAAAGUCCUGCAUUCGGAACGGUGCGAGAAGAGUUGGGGAGUUUCUUCUCUAAUCUUCUGGCCAUCACAUCACAUGAUUUGGUAUUCUUAGUAUGUAUAAGAAACGUAAAGAUGUAAAACAAGGUGCUAAAUGCGCACAAAAAUCCUGAUGUCAAUCCUAUUUUCCAUUGGAUUGUCUGCUCUAAAGUUAUCAUGAUGACGCUUGCUCGGAGAUCGCAUACCUGUCACUGUCGGGCUUUUAUACUGUGACGAACAGGGAUAAGCACACCACCACCCGUCGUCUUAUGGCUGUUGAGGGCGUUGCGGUCACAGCAACAGACAUCCAAUGACGAAUCAGUAUGCGCUCGACAUCGUUCGAUACUCCUUUACAAUGGCGAUGAUUAGAAAGAGGAAAAACAACGAAAAGGCUCGAGAAAACAAAUGAAGGAGAAAAGUAAACAGAGGAGAUAACAAAAAUGGAACGAUUUUCUUCUUCAUGUCAAUAAUUGAGUAAUAUAAGAUAAUCCUAGCGCUUCGAAAACUGCGUUAAUGAAUUGCAAAAGGUCUGUUAGGAGGUAUUAAAAUAUGCGGCAUGGGCGGAUCCCGCCUCUGUUCCGUCCAGUACAUGGGUGUAGUGUGGAUAGCGGUUUAGGCAUAUCUUUGAGUUUCAGCUCUCUGUACAUAAGUUCAUCUAUGUAUGGCGAACCUAAAAUCCGGAUACGCAAUUGCAUUACUACAAAACAGUUACAUAUCAAAUGAUAUUAAGUUCCGCGAACGGAUUCGGAAAGAUCACACGAAUAAUACUCAGUAUGCUGAAUAGUAGCCAUGUGAUAAUUGAGUUUGCAAUGUCCAGUCAGUACCCUGAUGCAACUGUGCUACACUGAAAAAAAAUCCAAACAUUAAUUCUAUUUGCUUCAAUACACUUAAAAUCCAUGGAUCUAUAUGCAUAUGAAUAUAAUGCAUAUGAAGAAGAAAUGCUAAUGUUAUCACGCGCACACAUACCUUCUAUGUAUCAACUGUAUAAACUAUGUAUGCACACACAUAAGUUAUUUGUGCGUAUUGUUAUAGAAUCGGGUUUUAUGUACCUUAUAGUUAUGAAAUGCGAAUGUAAGAUUAAUAUGUCUUGUAAAUACACACAUUAGGAUAAUGUGCCAGCAAAUAGUGUGUAUCUGCCUCAGCUAAUUGCAAAAAUCAAUGUGUAAAAUCAAUAGACACAACGUUUUAAUUUUUUUGAGUGCAGAAAAAAUGUAACAAAUUCUUUGACAUUUUCGGACUCAAAUCAGGCAAAAAAAUUGUUCGAACGCAAGUUUGCAAGCUACGCCAAUGGUUGCCAUGUUUGGAUGCAGCCCCAGAGCGAAUUUUGUGCUUUAUUCAACUUAUCGACAGUGGAAGAACGGACCAACGAAUUUGGUCACAGCGCUUGUUCUACAAGCGAAUGAGAUUGGUUUAAUCUCAUUUCAUAGACACCAGCACCAGCUCUUUCCUCAGUUUAACAAACUGCGCAUUCUUCAACUAACCGCUCCAUUCAGCCAGCCAGACAGUAUUCUUAGCGAGGAGGAUUUCUUAUGCUGAAAGUUUUAAAAGGAAAACUACAUGUGAGUGUAAGGUCACUGGGAGCAUGUAUAUACUCAUUCAUUUGGGGCAACAAUCUUGUGUAGCUAGUUGCACGAUAUAUACUCAUUCUAUAACUAAUACCGUUCCAGAACACAGUAACUCUAAGACGGUAUGCUCAAAAAGUGCUUUUUGUUUCAGUAUAGUGGUUUUAUGUUCAAGAGUGCCUCUAGAACAGCAGCAGGUGUUGUCGUAAACGCACCAGUCAUCGCCGUCAAGACCAUCCUCUGAAGAUGGUUUAACUUUGAUUAGAUUGUCACGACUUCUCCCUUCCACCACCACACAAAGCACCCGUAUGCCAGUAUUGGUCUAUCAAUUGUUGCGUAGAUACACUGAACUGUACUUGGGUUCGAGACCCCCAGAUUUGCCGAAAAUCAUGCGAGCUGUCUUGAUUCUGAAAUCGAUGUGGCCGUCCAAUUAAGUUUUGAAUCAAGAAUUACCCAACGCACUUAACUUGAUAUGCGACAAUGAUUUCAGAAUCAAAGAACUGCAACGGAAGAGCUCCGUUUGUAAUCCUUCGUUGCGUGAAAAGCACCAUUGACGAUGCCGCCUAGAACAUAAAUAGAUCCGCAUCUUGCGCAAGCCAGGGCAACAUGUCAAAUAAAUAUGGCGAAAGCUGAUCAUAAUUGGCAGCAUGUGUUUUUCUGGGUCAAUGGUAUGAAGUAUCCCAUCUUUUCUUUCUUCAUUGACUAGGUCUUUAUUCAUACGUCAGAAUUCUGCAAGGUUGAGGUGAACAUAGCGUAGUUUAUAAGUCGAUUGUUCUGGGUUCGGUUAGAUCUUACUCGUCAGAAAAAGAGGCCAAUGAUUGUAAAGCUUUAUAAUACAAAAAAAUCUUCAACACAUACUAAAAUGUUUGUUUAGAUCUGUAUUAUCUAUAACGAUUAAUAUAAAACUUAAAGGAGGUUUGGAAGUGAUAUUCUCUUAUUAAUAAUAAAACCACGUUUCUUCACAUCUUUGUAACCGGCUCUAAGUUCAACAAUUUGAGUAAAGUGGAUAAAACAGUAUACACAGAUUGCAACAGAUGAAUUCUUGCAAACAUAGUUGAUAGAAGAUGCUCGCGAUUUUCCUGUAAAUUGAAAACAGUAGAUAAUUAAUAAUGUGACAAGAGAUGAAUUUGAUUAAAUGUGACGUUCGUUUUGAUUUUUUAUGUCAUUAAGGGUUGCGUACAAAGAAAAAAAUAUGCGAAAAUUGAUGAUCACUACUUAUUUUAAUAAAACCAGGUGUAUAAGCUUGAA
This is a messenger RNA of Topomyia yanbarensis, 6372 nucleotides long. RefSeq names its product protein CLEC16A homolog (gene ema). Bases 172 to 3399 code for a protein of 1075 amino acids. Lineage: Eukaryota; Metazoa; Arthropoda; Insecta; Diptera; Culicidae. Gene Ontology annotation, biological process: endosome to lysosome transport; endosomal transport; regulation of autophagosome maturation. The transcript is spliced from 9 exons. Gene Ontology annotation, cellular component: late endosome; endolysosome membrane. The record is from RefSeq and is a predicted model, not a curated record.